AUGCGUUGGGUGUCUGCUACUCCUUCCACUGCUACUGCUGCUGCUGCUGCUGCUGUUGAUGCUGAUGCUGAUGCUGUCAACACUGCACAGGCUCUUUCAUUGAUUUUUUUUUCAGCAGAAUAUGGCAUGGAAACGAAUGCCAUGACAUUACAGCGUUUCGUCCUUCGUGAUCAGCAGAAUCAUCCCACAGCAACCGGUGAUCUUACUAAUCUUUUGACAUCACUGCUCACUGCUAUUAAGGCAAUUUCAAGUGCCGUCCGAAAAGCAGGCAUUGUACAGUUGACAGGAUUAGCAGGCAAACAAAACAUACAAGGUGAAGAUGUCAAAAAAUUGGAUAUUAUUAGCAACGAAUAUAUGAUCAACAUGCUUGAGUCAUCGUACACUACAUGUGCAAUGAUUUCAGAGGAAAAUGAUGAGCUGAUCGAAGUAGCUCCUUCUAAACAGGGCAAGUACAUCGUAACAUUUGACCCACUCGAUGGAUCAUCAAACAUUGAUUGCCUAGCAUCAAUUGGAACAAUUUUCGGAAUCUACAAAAAGCAAUCAGAUAAUCCCGUUUCCCUAGCUGAUUUGCUACAAAGCGGACGAAAUAUGGUUGCAGCUGGUUAUGCUUUAUAUGGCUCCGCCACCAUGCUUGUUCUUUCAACCGGAAAUGGCGUUAAUGGCUUCACACUCGAUCCUAGUGUUGGUGAAUUUAUCCUAACAAAUCACCAAAUGAAAAUACCACAAAAAGGAAACAUCUAUAGUACCAAUGAAGGAUAUACAUCUAAAUGGUCCAAAGGUAUUCAAGAAUAUGUAAACACCAGAAAAUAUCCAUUGAAAGGUGAACCUAUGAAUGCGCGCUAUGUUGGAUCCAUGGUUUCAGAUAUACACCGUACUUUGCUUUAUGGUGGUAUUUUUAUGUAUCCUGCAAUGAAGGAUAAGCCAAUGGGAAAGCUCCGACUGCUUUACGAAGCGAUUCCAAUGUCAUAUAUCAUAGAACAAGCUGGUGGGAUGGCAACAAAUGGAAUUAAACCUAUACUUGAUAUUGUGCCAACAUCAAUUCACGACCGGAGUCCAGUAUUUCUCGGUUCUCCUGAUGAUGUACGAGAAGUUAUAGAUUUCAUCAAGAAAUAUGACUCAUCAGAAGCAUAA
Molecule: messenger RNA, 1131 nt
Organism: Acanthocheilonema viteae
Lineage: Eukaryota; Metazoa; Nematoda; Chromadorea; Rhabditida; Onchocercidae
Source: the annotation of a GenBank genome assembly